Molecule: messenger RNA, 3660 nt
Organism: Chinchilla lanigera (long-tailed chinchilla)
Lineage: Eukaryota; Metazoa; Chordata; Mammalia; Rodentia; Chinchillidae
Gene: Spats2
Product: spermatogenesis associated, serine-rich 2
Exons: 13
Coding region: 363-2741 (792 amino acids)
Cellular component (GO): cytoplasm
Molecular function (GO): protein binding
Source: RefSeq, a predicted model, not a curated record
UGCAAAGCAAGGUCAGUGGGCUCCAGUUUUGAUCCCCUUCCUUUUCCAUGUAAAGAACCACAACGAUUAGAUGGGUUGGUAGCUAUCUACUGUACUAUUCCAUUACAUGCACUGUGACAACAAAACGUGUGAAAACUAAAACUAUAUUGUGUCUGUAGUGUCUACCCACUUAUACACACUCUCGGGCUUCUUCUUGGUGUCUGUUCAGAGCCCCAUGGCUUGGCCUCCAAAGGUCAGAUGGGGACAGAUUCUAAUCAAUCUUUUCAAUGCAGACUGUCUGAAUCCCAGCCGUCAGCGCCUCCCAAGGGACCCCGACCAGCAGACCGUAAGGCGAGUGCCUCCCACAUGCACGAACAGUAGAGAUGCGCCGGUUCUGGGGGGACGCCGGAGGAUGGGAAUCUACGGAGACGGAGGAUCAGAUGGACUGCGGGAAGCCUCGAGCUGCGCAAUCAGAAGUCCUCCGAGUCGCUGGGUUCGGGCAGCACGUGCAGCAAACCCGGACGGGGCAGAGAACCCUCAGCUCGCCCCCGAGGCGAGCUUAUUCCGGGUCUGGCCGGCGCAUCCUCUUCGUCGGCCCGCCCGCCCGCCUCAAGCACUCCUCGGAGGUCCUGCGUUUCCCGCAGCCGAUGGCUUUGGAAAGAGCCUUCUGGAGCAAAACUUGGGUCUGGAAGGUGGCGACGGAGAAAGGGCGGCGUCGCGAGCAGCUCAAAGGAGGGCGGGCUGAGACAGCCGGAACCGGGACGUGGCGCGAGAGCGGCGUGCGAGGUUGCCCCCUGGCGCUCACCUUCGGCCGCCUCCGGGGGAGUUUCGUCUCUUUCCGUCAGUUGCAGCUCGGCCCUCCGCCCCCGGCGGGCUCUAUUCCCCGGGCCCGCCCCGCCCAGCCCCACUUCGGGCCUUGGACGCCUCGACACUUCGACCCGAGAGCGCGUCCUUCCAGGACCCGCCUUCCGUCUAGCGCGUCCCACUCUUCCAGACCCCCGAGCCAGGAGCGUCCGGGACGCAGAGCCCGGAACUGGGAGGACGCGGCGUUUGCGGGUCCUGGGCUAGAUUCAUCAGGAUUCAUUUUUGAUUUGCAGUCUAAUACUGUACUGGCUCAAGGAGGAGUUUUUGAGAACAUGAAAGAGAAGAUAAAUGCAGUACGGGCAAUAGUUCCCAAUAAAAGCAACAAUGAAAUCAUCCUGGUUUUGCAGCACUUUGAUAAUUGUGUGGACAAAACAGUACAAGCAUUCAUGGAAGGUAGUGCCAGUGAAGUACUCAAAGAAUGGACAGUAACAGGCAAAAAAAAGAACAAAAAGAAGAAAAGCAAACCAAAACCUGCAGCAGAAACAAGAAUCGGUACCCCAGAUUCCAGCCAAUCGGUUUCCGUUCAAGAAGAGCAGCCUGUGCCUUCCUCAGAGAAAGGUGGCGUGAAUGGCUACCAUGCCAGUGGUGCCGUCAACGAUGGUGGCAUGAAUGGGUACCAUGCCAGUGGUGCCACCAACGAUGCCGAGUCUGUGGACUCGCUCAGCGAAGGUUUGGAGACACUCUCAGUGGAGGCCCGAGAAUUGGAAGGUCCUGAGUCGGCCGCACCAGAUACACUGGGUAGAACAAGAUCUGUGCUGGAGAAUGGUGUCUCUGACUUUGAGCCCAAGUCUUUGACUACCUACUCUGUUCAGAAUGUUCAGAACUCCAGGAAUGCUGCCAAGUCUCUGUCAAGAUCCACCUCAGGACCUCACUUUUCAAAUCUGGGAAUGGAGGAUGUCCCACUCUCGUCUACUAAUAAAAAAUUAGGUUCCAAUAUUGAAAAAUCUGUAAAAGACCUUCAGCGCUGCACAGUGUCUCUUGCACGGUAUCGAGUUGUAGUUAAAGAAGAGAUGGAUGCUUCCAUUAAGAAAAUGAAGCAGGCUUUUGCUGAAUUGCAGAGUUGUUUAAUGGAUCGUGAAGUGGCAUUGCUUGCCGAAAUGGACAAAGUGAAAGCUGAAGCAAUGGAAAUUUUACUCAGUCGACAAAAGAAAGCCGAGCUUCUAAAGAAGAUGACUGAUGUGGCUGUGCGGAUGUCAGAGGAGCAGUUGGUUGAGCUCAGAGCUGAUAUCAAGCACUUUGUUAGCGAACGUAAAUAUGAUGAGGAUCUGGGACGAGUAGCCCGGUUCACUUGUGAUGUGGAGACUCUGAAGAAGAGCAUUGAUUCAUUUGGACAAGUGUCCCACCCAAAAAACAGUUAUUCAACCAGAUCCCGAUGUAACUCAGUCAUACCUGUGUCCUUGAGUGGCUCUAGUGACGCCUGUGCUGCUUCCUCUUCCACCUGUGCCUCUGCUCCCAGCCUGACAGGUGCUAGCAAGAGAAAUUCUGCAUCAGGAGAAGCUCCUGCAGCUACAGCAAACUCUAGCAGCCGGCCCUGCCAGCCUCAUCGGGAGGUAAUCCAGCUUCCACACCGAGCCUGUGAGAGAGAAAAGGUGUUGCCGGGAAACAGAAGAGGACAAGGUUAUAGGCCACAAGGCCAGAAGUCCAAUGACGCUGCGAACCAAGGACGACAUGACAGUGCGGGUCAUUACAGAAAUAGCUCGUGGUAUUCAUCUGGUUCCAGGUAUCAGAGUGCUCCAUCCCAGGCGCCAGGAAACACUAGUGAGCAGGUCCAGGCUCACUCUGCAGGGACCAGUGGAAAUGGAGCCACCAUGGAGCCUAGCCCAUCUAAACCCUCAUUCAGAAAGGGGCUCCCCCAGCGCAAACCCAGAACCUCUCAGCCCAGAGCUGCGAACUCUUGAGAGAAAUUCCAGGGAAAUUCCAGUCGCUUCUCUACCCCACACAAUUCAACAUGAUAACUGGACUUUAGGAAAUAUGUAGUUAGGUUUAAUAACAAAAAGAAGUUUAUGCAUAUCACUUUCUGUGCCAUUCUAAAUAUUUUUUAUUUCUUCUCUCCGUAUAUCUUCUUUAUUUUCAGAGGGGGAGUUGUUUUUUCCCUUGACUUUUCCCGAUGAUAUGCUGAUUGUGAUCGGUCUUUCCCACCAGGGAUCAGGGAUAACAGGGGCCAGGUUUCCCAAGGGUGAGCAACAUUGCACCAGGUCUUCCAUCUGCCCAAAGAGGCCUUACCCAACAAGCCCCCGCUAUCGAGGCUGUCUCAGGAGGAGUGGGUCAGAGAUAGACCUGUCACCUUCUUACUAUAAGCAGAAGCCAUGGAUUCCUGCCAGGUCCACUCUAAAGAACAGUUUCACCAGGAAGGGAUUGUCUGUUGCACUGGAUUAGCCAGAAAAGAGUGCAAAUUGGUGAAAAAGAGAACACAAGGAAACAUUGGAUAAUCUGCCUCUGUCCCAGAACGUGCCUGAGACUUGACACUGGAAGCAGGGUUUCAGCUCCCUGCUUGGCAUCAUAGCUUACCCUGUGGUUCUUCAAAAUGCCCAGAGCCUUGUUUCCUGUGACCGUAGGCCAGCCUGAGGCUGCAGACCACUCUGAGGAAGUCUAUAGGAAGUUAGCAUUCAAGGAAAGUUUUUUAAAAGUUGUAAAUACAUACCUCUUUGUUUCAGUGUUUCGAGAUUUUUGUUGUUGUUCGCCUCCUUUCCUGAAUCCUGUUCUUAUCCUGCACCACAUUUAUAGCAAUAUAAUUAGUGUUAAUCUGUUGCCCAUCAAAAAUUGCUGCAGUCAAUCUUUAUAGAGGAAUAAAUAAAAAUAACUGUAUAAAUGUUCCCA